CAUGUCCGGAGCCAUGAAGUUCAGCGGGUACCUGAAGGUGCGCAUCGGGGAGGCGGUGGGGCUGCAGCCCACCCGCUGGUCCCUCCGGCACUCGCUCUUCCGCAAGGGCUACCAGCUGCUGGACCCCUAUGUCACCGUCAGCGUGGACCAGGUGCGCGUGGGGCAGACCAGCACCAAGCAGAAGACCAACAAACCCACCUACAACGAGGAGUUCUCGGCCACGGUCACCGACGGCCACCAGAUCGAGCUCUCCGUCUUCCACGACACCCCCAUCGGCUACGAUGACUUCGUGGCCAACUGCACCUUGCACUUCCAGGACCUGCUGCGCUCCGCCGCCCCCAGCGACACCUUCGAGGGCUGGGUGGAUUUGGAGCCAGAAGGCAAAGUGUUUGUUGUCAUAACUCUUACAGGAAGCUUCACAGAAGGGACUCUGCAGAGGGACCGGAUCUUCAAGAACCUCACUCGGAAGCGGCAGCGGGCGAUGCGACGGCGGGUGCACCAGGUGAACGGGCACAAGUUCAUGGCCACCUACCUGAGACAGCCCACCUACUGCUCCCACUGCAGGGAGUUCAUCUGGGGCGUGUUUGGGAAGCAGGGAUACCAGUGCCAAGUGUGCACCUGUGUUGUACACAAGCGCUGCCAUCACCUCAUUGUCACAGCUUGCACAUGCCAAAACAAUACUAACAAGAACGAUCUCAAGGUGACUGAACAGAGGUUUGGGAUCAACAUUCCUCAUAAAUUCAGCGUCCACAACUACAAAGUCCCGACGUUCUGUGACCACUGUGGCUCCUUGCUCUGGGGGAUCAUGAGACAGGGUCUGCAGUGUAAAAUCUGUAAAAUGAACGUCCACAUCCGAUGCCAAGCAAACGUUGCUCCAAACUGUGGGGUGAACUCAGCAGAACUUGCAAAAACCUUGGCCUGCAUGGGUCUGCAGCCAGGAAGCAUUUCCCCAAAUUCAAAACUGGUUUCUAGAUCUACGCUGAAACAUCAGGGAAAAGGCAGCCUGAAGGAUGGCAACAACAUUAGUGAAAGUUCAGCAAGCAAACUUGGGAUCAAAGACUUAACCUUCCUUCGUGUAUUGGGAAAGGGAAGCUUUGGAAAGGUGAUGCUUGCCAAGAUGAAAGAGAGUGGGCAGCUGUAUGCAGUGAAGGUGCUGAAGAAGGAUGUCAUUCUCCAGGAUGAUGAUGUUGAAUGCACCAUGACUGAGAAACGCAUCCUCUCCUUAGCCAGGAACCACCCCUUCCUCACCAAGCUCUACUGUUGCUUCCAGACUCCUGAUCGCCUGUUCUUCGUGAUGGAGUUUGUCAACGGCGGGGAUUUGAUGUUCCACAUCCAGAAGUCGCGGCGCUUCGACGAAGAUCGGGCCCGGUUCUACGCUGCGGAAAUUAUUUCAGCCCUCAUGUUUCUCCAUGGCAGGGGCAUCAUUUACCGGGACUUGAAGCUGGACAACGUGCUGCUGGACUACGAGGGGCACUGCAAGCUGGCAGACUUUGGAAUGUGCAAAGAGGGCAUCCACGAUGGCAUCACCACAGCCACCUUCUGUGGCACACCAGACUACAUCGCUCCAGAGAUCCUGCAGGAGAUGCUGUAUGGCCCUGAUGUGGACUGGUGGGCCAUGGGGGUGCUGCUGUACGAGAUGCUGUGCGGCCACGCGCCCUUCGAGGCCGAGAACGAGGACGAUCUCUUCGAGGCCAUUCUCAAUGAUGAAGUCGUCUACCCAACGUGGCUCCAGCAGGAUGCAGUGGCAAUCCUCAAAGCAUUCAUGACCAAGAACCCCUCGAUGCGGCUGGGCAGCCCCGGGCUAGGCGGCGAGAGCGCGAUCCUGCGGCACCCCUACUUCAAGGAGCUGGACUGGGACCUGCUGAACCAGCGGCAGAUGGAGCCCCCCUUCAGACCCCGCAUUAAAUCCAAAGAUGACGUGAGCAACUUUGAUCCAGAUUUUAUAAAAGAGGAGCCCAUCCUGACCCCCAUUGAAGAAGGCAUCCUUCCAAUGAUAAACCAAGAUGAAUUUAGAAACUUUUCAUUCACCAGCCCAGAACUGCAGCAAUAGCUGUGGCUCUGGAGAAAGGUUGCUUAGAGGACUGGGAGGAAAUUAAAUGAAAACCAAGUUUACCAGUAAUUUCAUUCUCAAGGAGUAGCAGUGCACUGACUUGAACAAUACAGCAGCACCACUGUCAGUGUUACCUUAAUGUGAAAUUGAAACCUUCCUGUGUUUGUAGGACUUCUGCAGCUCUUGGAUCAAAUAUUGACAGGGGUGGAACA
Ficedula albicollis (Collared flycatcher) is the source of this 2262-nucleotide messenger RNA. It is a transcript of the gene PRKCH, whose product is annotated as protein kinase C eta. The transcript is spliced from 14 exons. Gene Ontology annotation, molecular function: diacylglycerol-dependent serine/threonine kinase activity; ATP binding. Bases 2 to 2050 code for a protein of 682 amino acids. The record is from RefSeq and is a predicted model, not a curated record. NCBI's taxonomy places the organism in Eukaryota, Metazoa, Chordata, Aves, Passeriformes, Muscicapidae. Gene Ontology annotation, biological process: protein phosphorylation.